Messenger RNA from Caenorhabditis sp. 36 PRJEB53466, 580 nucleotides. NCBI's taxonomy places the organism in Eukaryota, Metazoa, Nematoda, Chromadorea, Rhabditida, Rhabditidae. The record is from the annotation of a GenBank genome assembly.
AUGGUAAUUGAGGCUCAAUUACUCUACUGUGAAUGUUCGUGUUUCAGGUUCAGACGACAACUCUCGUGAAAGUGGCGGCGGGCGUGUUCGUCAUGGGCUCAACUGGACUCUAUCUCGCUCAAAAGUCCGUUCAGUGGAAAGUUCGGUCGUUACCGCACUACAACGAGAGUCUCAAAAUUGUGCUCGAGCACCCGAAAGCCUUGGUGAGUCCGCCCGAAGCAUCUGCUCACCGCUCACUCAAAUUAGCCGUUACAUAUCGAUUCUCUCUUCUUCAGGAAGCCAUUGGAGCACCGAUUUCAGUUGGCAGUGUGGAGCUCUCCGAUCGACGUCACAACUACGUGGACAAAAAGAAAAGCAGGGUUGGUUUUUGUCAAUUCAUUUUUUUUUUGAAUUAUUCUUUUUUCAGUUGCGGAUCCCAGUGACAGGUGUGGUUGAUUGUGGUUUCAUGGAUGUGCUGGCAGUUCGGGAAAGCGAGAAGGAGGCUUUCGAGACUGCGAAAGUGCAACUUCUUCUGAAUGACGGAAUCUUCACAAUUUUCGAUACGGGACGAUGGAAAGAAGAAGAGAAGCAUGAUGAUUAA